Phalacrocorax carbo (great cormorant) is the source of this 2974-nucleotide messenger RNA. Lineage: Eukaryota; Metazoa; Chordata; Aves; Suliformes; Phalacrocoracidae. The record is from RefSeq and is a predicted model, not a curated record.
UCCCUCCUCGCCUCAGGCCGCCGGGCCGCGGCCGAUCCCCGGGCCUGCCCCGUUACCGAGGGAUGCCCGGGCCGGGGAGCCCCGGCGCCCUUCACUGACUCAGCAGCCGGGCGAGGCCUGGCGCCGCCGCCCGAGGCAAGCCCCCACCCCCGUCUCCACACAGGGCCCGCGGUUGAUCCCCGCCGGCGACGGCUGAAGGACUAGCGGAGCUCCGAGCGGGACGGAGCCGGGCUCGGGGCGGCGGGAGCUACUUCCAUGUGGGCUUCCUGCUGUGGAUUGCUGAAUGAAGUCAUGGGUACUGGAGCUGUCCGUGGCCAGCAGGCUGGCUUUGGCGGAGGUGCUGGCCCAUUCAGAUUCACACCAAAUACAGACUUCUCAGCAUAUCCAUCUCCAGCUGCGGCGGGCGCUAACAUAGUCUGCAAAGCCUGUGGACUUUCCUUUUCAGUUUUUAGGAAAAAACACGUGUGUUGUGACUGCAAGAAGGAUUUUUGCUCAGUUUGUUCAGUCUUACAAGAGAAUCUCAGAAGAUGUUCCACUUGUCACUUGCUGCAAGAAACAGCCUUUCAGCGACCUCAGUUAAUGAGAUUGAAAGUAAAGGAUCUGCGUCAGUAUCUGAUUCUCAGAAACAUACCCACGGAUACUUGCAGAGAGAAAGAAGACUUGGUGGAUCUUGUGCUGUGCCAUCAUGGGUUAGGUUCGGAGGAGGAUAUGGACACUAGUAGCUUGCACUCAUCACGGUCACAGACUUCGGGGUUUUUUACACAUCCAUUUUCUAUGUCUGUAUCGGUGUCAUCUCAAGGAGAACUUGCAAACAGAAGGGGAAGCACAGGAAAUGGAACACCUUUACGGGGACAAACAGAAAGAUCUUCUAUAAAUAAUGAAGAAGAAGAAAGUGCAGAAGAGCAGACCCCUGGAUUGUCCAGAAAGCGAGCAAGGGCAUCUUUGUCUGAUAUUUCAAGCCUGGAAGACAUUGAAGGGCUGAGCGUUCGGCAGCUGAAGGAAAUACUUGCGUGUAAUUUUGUCAACUACUCAGGAUGCUGUGAAAAAUGGGAACUUGUGGAAAAAGUGAGCAGGCUAUACAGAGAGAGUGAGGAAAACCACAAGACGCAGGGUGAGAAGAUGCAGCUGAAUGACAACGAUGACAACCUGUGUAGGAUCUGCAUGGACGCAGUGAUCGACUGCGUCCUCCUGGAGUGCGGCCACAUGGUCACUUGCACCAAGUGUGGCAAGAGGAUGAGCGAGUGCCCCAUCUGCCGACAGUAUGUUGUACGGGCCGUGCACGUGUUCAAGUCUUAAACUGAGACCAAAAACGGAUUUUAUAGUCGCCCUUCCUACAACGAUCCCUGUGGGCAGGAGGGCCGAACCGUGGGGCACAGGUCAGCUUUUUAGUGCUUGAUAAACACAACAUUUUGAACAUCAGGGUCUAGACGUUUGUGAAACAUUUUUCUACAGCAUACUGAAUCCUAUGGUUGGGCAGUACAACAUGAUGCCUAUGUGUACAGUACUAGCGCUGCCUAACUUACCUUACAAACCCACAAACUGUUGGAGUCAAACUGUUUACAGCAGUUCUUGCUCUCUUCUGAAGAAUAUCACUGCUAGUUAUCGCAUUCAGUACUCGGCAAGUGGUCAGAAAACACCGUUGCUUGACCGUAUUAGCGCAUUGCGUUGCCUAGUGCAUUAGAAGCAAUGAAUAUAUCAGUUGAAUAUUCAGCUUGUAAGUAAUUAUAGAAUGUAACUGGUCAAACACUGUCGCAGGCACAGUGUUAACAGUACAAUAUACAGUAGAAAGCACUGCCAUUAACUGUACCCGCACAGAAGCCCUUAAGCGAUCUCUCUUAUGCUGAUUGCUUCGUUGAGAAUGUCUGCCGUUACACAUCUACUGCCUUGGCCACCCUUUGUAAACGUACAACAAGCGCCAUCAUGGCACAGGGCUCAGUCAGUUUGCUGGGCUCUGCCAUGUGGUGGCCAAAUACUAAGUGUUUUCUAGUUUAGGAAUAAAAUAUUUUUUUAAAAAGGGGUGUAGUAACCCAUGUUAUUGUGGUCCUUAAUCCACCCAUGCCUAUUGUAACUAUUAAUCUUGCGUGUGAUGAUUGUACUCCAUGUGCCGACAACCUGAUGUUACUGUGAAUACUAAUCAGGGUCAUGAAAUGACUUGCUGCUAACAUGUGGAAUGUAUGGUGUUACUAACCUUAAAUGGGGAGGGUUUUAUUAAGAAUAAGGGAAAAGGAGCCAUGCCAAUUGUUUAAAAACCUCAUGUUCACAGACCUUUAACUCAGACCCAGUCACUACUAACCACGCUUCCACUGGCUGUGGGGUGACCUGCCUCACUGUCAGCCCUCAGCCAUGUUUCUGGGUGGGCUUUGUGCCAGCAGUGGGGGUGAGGGGCCUCCCCGCGCAAGGAUUUUAACAGUCCUUGGAGGAUGGCUGCAAGAGACAACAUGGGGGAGAUAAGGGCAAGAACAGCUCUUGUUCUGGGGCCAGGCUGCCCCUGGCCAAGCAUGAGUUUAAGUUCACUGUGAAGAAAACAGCAGUGAGGAAGGAACUAGUCUGUCAUGGAUGGUCUCCUUGAAGCAGGCCUGAGCAAAGCUACAGUUUCUCCUUUUAGUUUCCCACAUGCUAGCAAAGUAAUGGACAGAGAAAUGUUCUGCCCAGGCUGCACAACCUGCAAGCUCUUACCUCUGCUGCACCAUCACACCUGCUCCUCUGUGAUGUGAAAAAUUAAUCUGGCUUGAAAAAGAGAAAGUAGCUCCUCCUCAAACUAAAACACACAGCUUAGAGACCAUGCUGGUUAUUUUUCAGAAGGGAGCAAACCUCUCAAUGGCUUUAUUUUUUAGAAGUAACUUUUUAAUGGUACUUAACUCCUGGAGCCUCUGUUCAGCAGGUAAACUAAUGAAGAAAAACAUACCCCAUCUGUUAUUUCCAUGCUGAUCAUUAGCCACACAAGCUUAAUAAAGAUUUGUGAUGGGCUCUUUCA